UUUACAAUUUAUUUAUUUAUUUAUUAAAUAAAUUAAAUUCCUUCGUCAAACUCGUACGUACGGAUAUUCCGGCAAAUCGAAACCUCGUUGGUUUCUGUCGCACACCUGACACCACCUUCGGAUCUCACAUCACACCACACACACACACAUUCUUCCCUUCCUUUCAUUUCAAUUUUCUCUUCCAAUUCGUUUCCUUCUUAUUCAAACCCCCAUUUUUCAUUCUAGUUUGUAUCUUGACCCCCAUUUUGAUGCCAUGAAGAAGAAGCUCGAUACCCGUUUUCCUGCUGCUCGGAUAAAGAAGAUAAUGCAAGCGGACGAGGAUGUUGGAAAGAUAGCACUGGCAGUUCCUGUUUUAGUUUCAAAAGCUCUGGAAUUAUUUCUGCAAGAUCUUUGCGACCGCACUUAUGAAAUAACUCUACAGAGAGGAGCAAAAACCAUGAAUGCAUUGCAUUUGAAACAUUGUGUACAAAGCUACAAUGUCUUCGACUUUUUACGAGACAUCGUCAGCAGGGUUCCUGACUAUGGGCACGGCCAUGGCCAUCCUGAGACUGGAGCCGAUGACCGCACUCUUCCCAAGAGAAGGAAGCCUGCUGCCGACGAUUGCAAUGACAGUGAUGAAGAGACUAAGCGGAGUAAGAUGCUAGAGUUAGGCCACACCGGCGGUACUGGUAGGGGAAGAGGGAGAGGUAGAGGAAGAGGCCGUGGCCGAGGAGCUCGAACCGCAGAGAAAGAGACCUUACAUCAGCAGGUUGAGUCUGAACCUUGCACCUCUAUUCAACAAAGUAGCAAAGAAGUCCCUAAUACAAGCAUGGCAAUCGAUAUCGGUCCAGAACCAAAGGAGUUAUCAAAGGAAAACAUUUCACCUCACGAGGAAAGCACUCGAUCGUUUCGAAACAUCGAUUUGAAUGCCAAUAUACAAGAAAACGAGGACAAAGACAAUACAAGCGCGGUUCCUCCCCAGGCCUCGUUGCCUGAACCUGCUGCAGUAAUGGAUAUGCAACAUGAAGAAAUUCCAGGUUGGUCUCUUGCUGAUGUCGACAAGAUGGCGAUCGAUACGUUACAGCUUGCGGCGAAUCUUGGUAAUAGACUAGAUGAGGAGGAGGAAGAUUAUGAUGAGGAGGAAGGGUAAUAGAUUAAGGUGGAAAACCCUUUUUUUUCGAUAUCUGGUAUAGUUAUCUGGUAUAUCGAUGAUCUUGUGUAGCAAAUGUAGUUUUUUCUUACUAGUAAUGUUAGUUUCAUGCACCUUUUAGGAUUUAAAAAUGGAUGUUGUUGUAGGUUACAUCAACUUUGAUAGUUCAGGAUUAAAUUUCUUGAUAAAGUUUGAUUACAAGAUGGUUUCA
Molecule: messenger RNA, 1340 nt
Organism: Vicia villosa (hairy vetch)
Lineage: Eukaryota; Viridiplantae; Streptophyta; Magnoliopsida; Fabales; Fabaceae
Exons: 6
Coding region: 254-1129 (291 amino acids)
Biological process (GO): regulation of DNA-templated transcription
Cellular component (GO): nucleus
Molecular function (GO): protein heterodimerization activity
Source: RefSeq, a predicted model, not a curated record